UCUUCUGACAUCAAAGACUGGAAAAGAUGAAGAGCACAAGCAAAAAUCACUGACUAAACCUGAUAAAGUUCAAGCUAUCUUAAAGGGCAUCAAACAGAGUCCUAAGAAGGUUAACUUGGUUGCUGCACUGGUACGUGGUAUGCGUGUUGAAGAUGCAUUGUUGCAGUUGCAAGUGACAGUAAAGCGAGCUUCCAAAACUGUGUACCAGGUCAUUCACUCAGCCCGAGCAAAUGCUACUCAUAAUCAUGGGUUGGAUCCAGACCGUCUCCUUGUUGCUGAGGCAUUUGUUGGAAAGGGAUACUUCAAAAAGAGACUGUCCUACCAUGCUAAAGGCAAAUGUGGAGUUAAAGUGAGACCAGAAUGCCGACUGACAGUGGUAGUAAGGGAGAUCACCCCUGACGAGGAGGCAGAGAUAGCCAAACUGAAAGUUAAGAAUUUCGUGAAGCUCACAAAGCGCGAAAGAAGGCUUGUUCCUCACCAGCUUAUUGAGACAACUCCAAUUUGGAACCGCAAAGGCAAAGCCCGUGAGCGUGAACGAAAUGGUGCAGCUGCAUGAGCAAGCUUCCUUCCCAUGCUUUCAUAUUCUAAAAGAAAGUUUUGAGACUCCUCCUGUGUCCUUGAAUUUUGAUAAUGUUCCAAGUGUGAAUGAUGAAGUGCCAGAGUAGGAAGAGCAACCUUGUCACAGUUUCUGGUAGUGGCUGCAUGCAGUUUUAAAUGUGUUUUUUUAGCCAUUAUAGUUUUGAACGCUUGAUAUGUUGAGUAUCGUCAUAGUCCCUUCUUAGUUGGCUUCAUUUGAGAUAAUAAAUUAUUACCCUUUCCCCUUCUUCCUU
This is a messenger RNA of Prunus avium (sweet cherry), 830 nucleotides long. Lineage: Eukaryota; Viridiplantae; Streptophyta; Magnoliopsida; Rosales; Rosaceae. The record is from RefSeq and is a predicted model, not a curated record.